Messenger RNA from Klebsormidium nitens, 1952 nucleotides. The record is from the annotation of a GenBank genome assembly. Lineage: Eukaryota; Viridiplantae; Streptophyta; Klebsormidiophyceae; Klebsormidiales; Klebsormidiaceae.
UCCAAAUCGUCGGCACGCAGGCUGCAUGCUUUUGAGGGGGACCCCUUCAAACACGGGCCCUGCAAAAGCAAACAUGGUUCAAAACAUUGAAAUGCAGGGGGAGGCAGCGAUGCUCAGAGCCUACAAGGCUACAUCUCAGGUCUGUAUUCAGCAUCAUCGAUCAGUGGCUGAGAAGGAGAGAUGCAGUCGCCAUAAAAGCGCCAUGGCGGGCGAUUUUCGUCACUUCAGCACCUCUCUGCUCAACCGCUAUGCAUCCGCAGCACUGGACGUUCUGGCCCGGAGAGCAUUCACGAAGCAUGCAUGUGCGCUCAUCGACAGGAUCGUCUCCGAAACCUGGACUGGAGCGCACGGGGACGCGGGACGCGUCAGAGACCCUUAUGUGUACACUGGCAGCGGGGGAACAGCCUUUCUGCUGCUCAAAUCGACGCUUGCGGCCACACACCCGAACGAUUUAGAGACGUGUAUGGAGAUUGUUGAGGAGUGCGCCAAAGUGGCGGGGAUGAUCAGAGAGCACCCGUCGUUCCUGCUGGGGCAGCCGGGGGUAUAUGCGCUCGGCGCGGUGGCGGCGUUCCAUGCGGGCAAGCGAGACGCUCAGAACGUCUACCUCAGGAUGCUUCUGCAGGCUGGACACAUGCCCAACCUCGCAACGCCGUCCCUGCUGUGCAACUCCGACCCCCCAGACGAGCUGCUGUAUGGCAGAGCGGGCUUCCUAUGGUCCGCCCUGUUCCUUAACACUCACCUAGGGCAAGGAACCAUUCCAGAGAGUGUGACUCAACCAAUAGUGUCAAGCAUUCUGGCGGACGGGAGGGCAUGCGCGAGGGGCUCCGAGUGGCCUCUGAUGUACAAGUGGCAUGGGAAGCGCUACCUGGGCGCGGCACACGGCGUGGCUGGGAUCAUGCAUGUUCUACUGCACUUCCCCCUGUCUGAUACGGAUCUCUCCGACGUCCGCAAGACGCUCCACCAGCUGCUCCGGACGCGCUUGCCAAGCGGGAACUACCCGACCGUCGUCGGCGAAACGUCGGACGUCCGCGUCCAAUGGUGCCACGGGGCGGCGGGGGUGGCGCUCACCCUCUGCACCGCCGCGCGGCGGUUCCGAAACGACGAAGACGGCAAAGUGUUCUUGCAGGCCGCUCUCGAGGCCGGAGAGGUCGUCUGGCAGCGCGGCCUCCUCCGCAAGGUCGGCCUCUGCCACGGCGUCGCCGGAAACGCGUACGUCUUUCUCGCGCUCUAUAAGCUGACGGGCGAGUCGAAGCACCUUCAGCGCGCGUGCGCUUUCGGACGCUUCUUGUACGAGGACGCGGACGCCCUGAUUGCGGCGGGCGACAUGCACGGGGGCGACCGUCCGUGGUCGCUGUUUGAGGGUUUGGCGGGGACCGCGUGUCUGUAUCUGGACUUGGCGGAUCCGGAAAAUGCGAAGUUUCCGGGUUACGAGGUGUGAGAAGAGAGUUCGAACGCGUACUUUUGUUGCAGCGGUGGCAUAGGUACAGAUGAGCACGUUCUCGUGAAGAUAGGCUGUAAACCAUUUCAUAGCGCAUAUAGUAGAUAUGAUAUGAGAGGCUGAAAGUGGCAAACGCUUAGAGUAACGCGGUCCAGUACCGUGAGUAGCUAUAGUAACUGCGGUGAUCGGAUUAAGCAAGGAGACACUUGGCUGCGAAUGCAAAGUGGACAACCGAAGUCAUUGCUUCCUCGAUCGUGCGCAUUUUGCAGAGAAUAAGUAUGUAUCACGAAGGACACAUGUGCGGUUCCAAGAAGAUCUGGAAGCUUUGUGGCUUGGAGGGUCAUGGAAGGAAGCUCUUGAGUAGACGGUGCAGUGAACUUGCAGCGGUUGAUCCCCAACCCGAGCAUCUCGCUGAGACAUUGCCAGGCCGGUCGAAACGUUGUAAGUUGAAACCUGUUUGUCCAUUGAAGCUGCAUCGAAUAAAUCUUUCGGUGUCGUCGGAUCGAAGCAGCAC